UGUAAUACGUUUAAACAUAAUAAAAGUGACCAUUAAGAAAUUACUUAAAUCCACUAAAACCAGCCAUAACAUGGUUGUCUCCGAUAGUCGGUUGCGAUUGCGACGUUAUAGUGGCAGUUUAAAAACAAAAACGCUAAAUGUCCGUGUUACCACUAUGGAUGCCGAAUUGGAGUUUGCUAUCCAGCAAACUACCACCGGCAAACAGCUUUUCGAUCAAGUUGUCAAGACAAUCGGUCUACGUGAAGUCUGGUUCUUUGGUUUACAAUAUACCGAUUCUAAAGGUGAUUCCACAUGGAUUAAAUUAUACAAAAAGCCCGAAUCACCGGCAAUAAAAACAAUAAAAUAUUUAAAACGUGUUAAAAAAUAUGUGGAUAAGAAAACAGCCGAUGGGCAUCAUCAUCAUCAUCAGAAUCAAAACGAUGAAAGUGAUGAUAGCGAUGGUGAAGAUAUGACUGGAUCAAUGCCAUUUUCAACAUGGGUUAUGAAUCAAGAUGUUAAAAAGGAAAAUCCUUUACAAUUCAGAUUCCGUGCUAAAUUCUAUCCCGAAGAUGUGGCCGAAGAAUUGAUUCAAGAUAUAACGCUACGUCUCUUCUACUUACAAGUUAAGAAUGCCAUAUUAUCAGAUGAAAUCUAUUGUCCUCCUGAAACUUCUGUACUCUUGGCCUCCUACGCUGUACAGGCUCGUCACGGCGAUCACAAUAAAUCCCUACACACAGCCGGUUUCUUGGCCAAUGAUCGUCUAUUGCCUCAACGUGUCAUCGAUCAGCACAAAAUGUCCAAGGAGGAAUGGGAGCAAUCGAUAAUGACCUGGUGGCAGGAACACCGUGGUAUGUUGCGCGAAGAUGCCAUGAUGGAAUAUUUGAAAAUUGCUCAGGAUUUGGAAAUGUAUGGUGUGAACUAUUUUGAAAUCAAAAAUAAAAAGGGUACCGAUUUGUGGUUGGGUGUCGAUGCUUUGGGUUUGAAUAUCUACGAGCAAGAGGAUAAAUUGACACCGAAAAUUGGUUUUCCCUGGUCAGAAAUUCGUAAUAUUUCCUUUUCGGACAAGAAAUUCAUCAUUAAGCCCAUCGAUAAGAAAGCCCCCGAUUUUGUUUUCUUCGCUCCCCGUGUGAGGAUUAACAAACGUAUUUUGGCCUUGUGCAUGGGUAAUCAUGAGUUGUAUAUGCGUCGUCGCAAACCCGAUACCAUUGAUGUGCAACAAAUGAAGGCACAAGCACGUGAGGAAAAGAAUGCUAAGCAACAGGAACGUGAAAAACUCCAAUUGGCUUUGGCUGCCCGUGAACGUGCCGAAAAGAAACAGCAAGAGUAUGAAGAUCGUCUCAAGCAAAUGCAAGAGGAAAUGGAACGUUCACAAAAGGACUUAAUGGAAGCCCAAGAGAUGAUUCGUCGUCUCGAAGAGCAAUUGAAACAAUUGCAAGCCGCCAAGGAUGAAUUGGAAUUGCGCCAGAAGGAAUUGCAAGCCAUGUUGAAUCGUCUCGAAGAGGCCAAGAAUAUGGAAGCCGCCGAAAAGGCUAAACUCGAAGAGGAAAUCAUGGCCAAACAAAUGGAAGUGCAACGCAUUCAAGACGAGGUCAAUGCCAAGGAUGAAGAAACCAAACGUCUGCAAGAUGAAGUUGAAGAAGCCAGACGUAAACAGGCUGAAGCUGCUGCCGCUUUAUUGGCCGCCUCUACUACACCACAACAUCAUCAUGUGGCCGAAGAUGAAAACGAAAAUGAAGAAGAACUUACAAAUGGUGAUGCUGGCGGUGAUGUAUCACGUGAUUUGGAUACUGAUGAACAUAUCAAAGACCCCAUCGAAGAUAGACGUACAUUGGCCGAACGCAAUGAACGUUUACAUGAUCAAUUGAAGGCCUUAAAACAAGAUUUGGCUCAAUCCCGGGAUGAAACAAAAGAAACCCAAAAUGAUAAGAUUCAUCGUGAAAAUGUACGCCAAGGACGUGAUAAAUACAAGACAUUACGUGAAAUUCGUAAAGGCAAUACAAAACGUCGUGUCGAUCAAUUUGAAAACAUGUAAAUUGUCAUCAUUAUCACCAUCAUCAUCCACAGCAUGUUUAAGCUUGUUUAAUUUGAAAACAUUUUCAAAAAGCAAUCGGUCAGCCAAUUUUAUAUAAA
Messenger RNA from Lucilia cuprina (Australian sheep blowfly), 2109 nucleotides. RefSeq names its product moesin/ezrin/radixin homolog 1 (gene Moe). Gene Ontology annotation, biological process: positive regulation of early endosome to late endosome transport; regulation of cell shape; positive regulation of protein localization to early endosome. The transcript is spliced from 8 exons. The record is from RefSeq and is a predicted model, not a curated record. Gene Ontology annotation, molecular function: actin binding; cell adhesion molecule binding. NCBI's taxonomy places the organism in Eukaryota, Metazoa, Arthropoda, Insecta, Diptera, Calliphoridae. The coding region runs from base 71 to 2011 and encodes 646 amino acids. Gene Ontology annotation, cellular component: apical part of cell; adherens junction; microvillus.